AUGCAUCCAAAAGAAAUUGCAAAAAUCAAUGCUUUACUUAUUCAGUGGAUCAUAUGUGAUCAGCAAUCAUUUUCGAUCAUCAAAAAUAAAAAAUUUCAGGCUUUAGUGGCAGCACUAUCUAAAUAUAAUAAAUAUAAUUUGCCAAGUCGACAAAUGAUUUCAACAACAAUAGAAAAUCUAUACGAAAAGCAACGUAAUAUUCUUAAAACAUACUUUAAUAAUCUUAGCAGUAAAGUAGUACUUACCACAGAUAUUUGGACCGCAUAUACAAAUCAAGCCUAUAUGUCCAUUACUCUUUACUGGAUUGAUGAUAAUUGGCAAAUGCAUUGUAUUUUAUUUGAUUUAAUACCUCUUCAUGAAAGAUACACAGGUACCAAUUUGGCAAAUAUUAUUGAUACCAUUAUUAGUAACUUCAAUCUCGGCAAAAAAAUCAUGGCAAUUACCACUGAUAAUGCUUACAAUAUGGAUGCAUUUGGACAAAAGUGUGCUGCACAUAUCUUGAAUUUAAUAGUAAAAGAUGGUCUCGAAGAAGCUAAGAUGCUUACUAUAUUACUUGAGCCAAUUUUUGAAGCAACACGUAUUAUCUCUGCAUCAAGCCAUCCUACUCUCAGUGAUCUUCAUAUGGUAUUGGUUGUUAUCACGGAUAUAUUAAAAGAAGCCCAACAAGAAAAUAACACGAUAAUAAAAUGGAUUGUAGAUAAGAUGGAAAAAAAAUUAAAUAAGUAUUGGGGAGAACUUAAGUCAGCUUUUCAUAAAGCCAUAAUUCUUGAUCCAAAUAGCAAAUUAGCAUCAUUUAAAGAUGAAGAAAAAUGUGAAGCACAAAAUAUGAUUUAUACAACUUAUAAAGCAAAUUACGCAACUAAGAAUAAUAGGUCUACAACAAAGUUAUCCAAGCCUAAGUCUCAACGCCAUUUUAUCCAUAACCACCUUAAAAGAACACAUGAAGUUUUUACAAGUAAUGAUGAUCCUCUUGAUAAAUAUCUCAACAUGCCUCUUGAAGAUGGUGAUGUUCUUGCAUACUGGAAAAAUAAAUCCACAAAUCCUCGAUGGGUUCAA
Messenger RNA from Acaulospora morrowiae, 1056 nucleotides. NCBI's taxonomy places the organism in Eukaryota, Fungi, Glomeromycota, Glomeromycetes, Diversisporales, Acaulosporaceae. The record is from the annotation of a GenBank genome assembly.